Messenger RNA from Akanthomyces muscarius, 810 nucleotides. RefSeq lists its product as uncharacterized. The transcript is spliced from 2 exons. Lineage: Eukaryota; Fungi; Ascomycota; Sordariomycetes; Hypocreales; Cordycipitaceae. Gene Ontology annotation, molecular function: metallopeptidase activity. The coding region runs from base 1 to 810 and encodes 269 amino acids. The record is from RefSeq and is a predicted model, not a curated record.
AUGGCUUUCAAGAAGUCUCUCUUUGUUGCUGCCACCAUGGCUAUGGCCGUCUUUGGUGCUGCUCUUCAAGGUCACGAUGAGUGCGCCAACAUCGAGCCAAGCGAGGAGCUUCGUGCUGCCGCCGCAGAAAUGGCUGCUCACGAGGCCGAAGCGGCCAAGAAGCCCAACAACGCGAAGCCCGCUGCCGACGUCAACGUGCCAGUGUACAUCCACGUCAUUGCCACUUCCAACUCCAAGGCUGACGGCUACCUCUCUGAUGCCGAUGUUCGCUCCACCAUCAGCGGCAUGAACGGUGACUACCGAGGCCGCGGCUUCCAGUUCACCGUCAAGGCCAUUGACCACAACAUCAACGCUCGCUGGGCCAGCGACCAGGACGAGAUGGUCAUGAAGAAGAAGCUUCACAAGGGCGACUACAAGACCCUCAACCUCUACUUCCUGCCCAAGAUGUCGGCCAAUGGCUACUGCUACUACCCGACCAACGUCAGCUCAGGCUCAGACGAGUUCUACCGCGACGGCUGCACCAUUCGCAGUGACGUCUACAACAACGGCCAGACCACCACCCACGAGGUCGGCCACUGGCUUGGUCUCUUCCACACGUUCCAGGGCGGCUGCGACGCUGUCAACGACAUGGUCGAUGACACUCCCGCUCUGAUCAACAGCUGGAGCUGCAACCAGAACGACGAUUCUUGCCCCGGCAUGCCCGGCAAGGACCCCGUCACCAACUUCAUGAGCUACGGUACUUGCCGUAGCGUGUUCACCGCUGGCCAGACUGCCCGCACGAAGAGCAUGUAUAACAAGUUCCGUGCUUAA